Messenger RNA from Psammomys obesus (fat sand rat), 1164 nucleotides. It is a transcript of the gene Atoh7, whose product is annotated as atonal bHLH transcription factor 7. Bases 1 to 525 code for a protein of 174 amino acids. Gene Ontology annotation, biological process: regulation of DNA-templated transcription; neural retina development. The transcript is spliced from 2 exons. NCBI's taxonomy places the organism in Eukaryota, Metazoa, Chordata, Mammalia, Rodentia, Muridae. Gene Ontology annotation, molecular function: protein dimerization activity. The record is from RefSeq and is a predicted model, not a curated record.
AUGGGAAAAGCCGGACCACGCUCGCCCUCCACCCCCACCUUGUUAUUCUAUUGGGAACAGCCAGGCCAGGCCGCUCCAGAUGGUGUGUUAGUGUUGGACAUAGCUUUGGAGAAACUUCAACAGACGAAGGCAGCGCUGUCAGGGUUUUGCUGUGCGUCGUCCGCCCUCCCCCCUGCAGUUCCCAGGAGCGCGGCGCGCAGGCGCCUGGCGGCCAACGCGCGCGAGCGGCGCCGCAUGCAGGGGCUGAACACGGCGUUCGACCGGCUGCGCAGGGUGGUGCCGCAGUGGGGCCAGGACAAGAAGCUGUCCAAGUACGAGACGCUGCAGAUGGCGCUCAGCUACAUCGUGGCGCUCACGCGCAUCCUGGCCGAGGCGGAGCGGGACUGGGUGGGGCUGCGCUGCGAGCAGCUGGGCCGCGACCACCCCUACCUGCCCUUCCCCGGGGCUAGGCUCCCGGCGGAGUCGGAGCCCUACGGGCAGAGGCUCUUCGGCUUCCAGCCCGAGCCCUUCCCCAUGGCCAGCUAAGCCGCAGGGCCACUUGGGUGGAGAACGAUCAGUCACCUUUGAGGUUAAUUUCCUUCCCCUUUCAGACCCGAGGAUGAGAGAAUGUCUUGCCCUCCCUCCUCCCCCGGCUUGUGUUUUGUAGGUUUCAGGACCGGACAUUGUGAAUGACUUUGGACCGCUGUGAAAAGAAUGCUCUGUCCCCGUUAGCUUCAGACGUGGGCCUGGGGUCCAGCUGGGUUGGUAGAAUGCUUGCCUCGCACGCACGAAGCCGUGGCCCGAGCUCCAGCUGCGGCGUAGACAGAACACGGCGAGGUACAGCUGUAACCCUAGCGUCCUUUGGGAGGUGGAGGAAUACCUACGAGACCCUGUCUCAGAAAACACAUAAAAGAAGGAAGGAAGGCUUGGCUAAGACUGGCACGGAGUCACCCUACAGAUAGCUGCCUUCUGUCUUUGCAAGCUCGUUCUGACUGGGAGGCGUUGUAUUAUGUGACCCGCUUCUGUCCUAAGCAGCUCCUGUGUGGUGGGAAUGCAUUUAUGCCCCGUAUAUCGUGUGUGUGCAUGCAUCAGGUAGAGCCAGACUUUUUUUUUCCUGGUGGGGAGGGGUUUGUAGAGUACUUGGGCAUGGGCGCUCUGUAUUUUUUUAACUGUGUACACAUUAAA